Messenger RNA from Linum trigynum, 3812 nucleotides. The record is from the annotation of a GenBank genome assembly. Lineage: Eukaryota; Viridiplantae; Streptophyta; Magnoliopsida; Malpighiales; Linaceae.
CAUGCGCUUUCGGAAAAUAGGGUUAAGUGAUACGAUUUCAUUUGAGUUUCACUAAUCACGAUAAUAAAUAACACUCUUCUUACUAUUUUAUGAAAGUAUCUUUACUUAAAAAAUGAACCCUAAAUGUCAAUGCUCCACCGCCUGUGCCCUAAUUUUACCCUUUCACUUCGAUUUUAAAAACCAACAUUUCUAGUUCUAAUUAAUAAAAUACCAGGUGUUCAGUCAAAAAAAAAAACCAACAUUUCUGCCUUGAGAUGAAUGAUAUUUUUUUUUUGUUUCCUGUUAACACAAAACUUGAAACAAAUAGCUACACUAAAGAAGCCAAAGUUAUCCAAAAUGUCCAUUAUGUCCUUAAGAAAUUCGUCAUUGUUAUUUCUCAAAGGUAAUUUGUAACAACUAAAACUGCCAUAUUGAAAAAUAUACAAAGGAGGGAAAUAAUUUCGAAUUUUGGAAUAAAACUAAACAAAUAAUUCCAUUCACAAGGAGAAAAGGAAACAAAACCCUAAAAGAAAAUCAAAAUGGUAGAGAAUGUAAUGAAAAAUAAAAUAAAAUUAAAAGGCAAAAAAUUUGAUGCCAGCCAAGCCAGGGGCAGGGCGCAGGGCUUUAAAUAGCCGAAAGCCAAACCAAAGCGAUUCAAUUCAACCAUUCAGCCGUGAGAGAGAGAGCUGGUAGACGCUUUUUCUCCCUUCCUCAGUUCUUUUCCGCGGCUUUGUCUCCUUUCCCUUGCUCUCUCUCUCUGCCACCCUAAUCUAGGGUUUUAGGGAGACGGCCACUUCAGCCUCCUCCAAGCUUUCUCACUACUGUUGCUUUUCGAGCUUCCUUCUGAAACACCAUGGGCAGCGACAAGGCUAACUUCAACAUGGCCGAUCUUAGCGCAGCUUUGAACGAAGGGGAUCGUGCUGGGCUUGUUAACGCACUCAAGAAUAAGCUGCAAAAUUUGGCUGGUCAGCACACUGAUAUGAUCGAGGCCUUGCCUCCCACAAUACGUGAGCGUGUGGAGCGUCUCAGGGAAAUUCAGAGCCAACAUGAUGAGCUGGAAGCAAAGUUUUUUGAGGAGAGGGCGGCCCUGGAAGCCAAGUACCAGAAGCUGUACCAACCGUUUUACUCCCAGCGGUAUGGGCUUGUCAAUGGUGUGGCCGAAGGUGAGGAAGUUCCGAAGAAGGAAGUUUCAGCAGAGGGGGAUAAGAAUGAGGCAGUUGAAGUGAAAGGUGUCCCAGACUUUUGGCUCCUGGCCAUGAAGAAUAAUGAAAUUUUGACUGAGGAGAUAACUGAGAGGGAUGAAGGAGCUUUGAAGUAUUUGAAAGAUAUCAAAUGGUGCAGAGUUGAGGAGCCGAAAGGGUUCAAGCUUGAGUUUUUCUUUGAUACCAAUCCUUACUUCAAGAACUCUGUCCUAACCAAGACAUAUCACAUGAUUGACGAGGAUGAGCCAAUCCUGGAGAAAGCUAUUGGGACUGAAAUCGAAUGGUAUCCAGGGAAGUGCUUGACCCAAAAGCUCCUUAAGAAGAAGCCAAAGAAGGGGUCCAAGAGUGCUAAGCCCAUAACCAAAACUGAGGACUGUGAAAGCUUUUUCAACUUCUUCAGUCCUCCAGAAGUCCCUGAGGACGAUGAGGAGAUUGAUGAAGAUACUGCUGAAGAGCUUCAGAAUCAGAUGGAACAAGACUAUGACAUUGGGUCUACCAUCCGGGACAAGAUUAUCCCCCAUGCUGUGUCAUGGUACACAGGGGAGGCUAUACCGGCUGAUGAUGAUGAGCUUGAUCUGGAUGACGAUGACGACGAUGACAUUGAUGAAGAUGAUGACGAAGAUGAAGAUGAUGACGAGGAUGAUGAGGAUGAAGAAGAUGAAGACGAGGGAAAGCCUAAGAAGGGCUCUGCUGGUGGAAAGAAGAGUGGUGGAAGCAAGACACAAGCCGCGGAUGGCCAGCAGCAGGGAGAGCGGCCUCCAGAGUGCAAGCAGCAGUAAGAGGGGGGCAUUUGCAGUAGCAAGCCUCCUUAAGAGUUUUGGAUUGUGGAAAGAAGAUGAUGAUGAUUCGCCUUUGUUUUUAUUGGGCUGGGUGGGAAAGAGAUGGAACUCAGAGGGUCGUGGAUGUUUUCGGGGGUGGUUCUUUAUAUUCAUUGUUUUUCUGGUUUCGUUUUUCUUAAGUUGCAUGCAAGUCAGUUUGGUGAAGAAGGGAAAGAUUGAUUUAGGGGUGUAGUAGUAGUAGUCCAGAGUCCAGAUACAGAGAUUGAUUUCCUUGAUUUUGCUCUUUGUUAUUCUCGUGUAAUCCAUGGCCGGCAGGGUUUUAUCUUUAAUGGGAAUGUGUCUCCAUUGGGUUUGUCUAUGCUACUCUUUCCUUAAACCAAUCAAAUUCAUAUGGAAUUUCUUUUGUCGAGGCAUGAAUGGCGCUUUUGAGGUGGGACUGGAAAUGACUUCAUUGCUUUCCUUCCUUGCUUUGGUUUCCUUGUUUGAUCACAGCUUCAAUCCAAUUGACUAUUGAAAUUUCAAAGUCCAUUACUUUGUCUUCUUCACAAGUAUUUUGUUUUCAGUUUCACACUAAGGUGUCAUGAUACUACUUCAUAGGAAGAUACAUAGUUAAAACUUAAAAGUUUGGAUUUGAAAAUUGGAAGUUUUAAGUUUGGAUUUGAAAAUUGAAAGUUUUGGCCAUUGAAUUUGGAAAGGAAAAUUUUGAUAAAAUUCUUGAAUUUGAAAAAGAAAAUAAAGAUUUACAAUUAGGGAUGGCAAUGGGUCGGGUUUGAGGCGGGUUUGUCUAAACCAUCCCCAUCCCCAUCUUCAAAUAUCCAAACCCAUACCCGCCCCAUACCCAUGCGGGGGAAUAUUUGGCAAACCCAUCCCCAUACCCGUGGGUUUCGGGUACCCAUGGGUAAUAUCCGUACCCGUACAUCCAAGAUUAUUAUCCUAAAAUUUACAAGAAAAGUGUUAACUACAACUCUAAACGUACCUAUUAUAUCACGAAUUCAACAAAACACGAUCAUUUUCUUAAUACGGUUCAAAGAAUAUGAUUCUAAAACAUUCGUUAAUACAUAAUAUAGAGUAUAAUAUUUUUCAAAUUAUUAUGUUCUAACUCUGAUACAUCUACUAAGAAAUAAUUAACUAACAUAAUCCUGUUGACAAUGGGGGAAAGUGAAAGAGUGAAAGGAAAAUUGAGGGAAAUGAAUUAGAUUUUGAUUAAGGUGGUCACUCAAUUGCAUUUCUAUUAUUUAUUUCCUCGAGUUAUCCUCAUCAUCAUUGAUAGAUUACAAUUUGAUCUACAUAUUUUUGUAUAUGUGAAGAAAUUCUCUUGGUGGGGCGGAUAUGGGUAUGGGUAUGGGGCGGGGGAGGCUAAAACCAUACCCGCCCCAUACCCAUCAAACUUUUUGCGGGUUUUACCCAUACCCGCCCCAUACCCGGUCAAAGCGGGGAUUACCCGCGUUGACUGGGUCGGGGGCGGUCGGAUACCCGCGGUCAUGGGUUUGAUUGCUAUCCCUAUUUACAAUGGACUUGGCCCUUGGGUUAUGAUGAAUUUUAAAAUUUGUUUGGUGGAUUUGAUGAUGUAUAUUAUUAUACUGGACUUAUGAUUAUAGUAUUUAAAACACCUUGUUUACCCCAAAAGUUGUUUUAGUUCAAUAUAUAAGCGUUUACUUAUUAGCUGUCCUUCAUUUCUCAUCUAGGUCUAUUUCUCAAACCUUCAGCGAAUGCUCCAUCUCUCAAAAUCAAUCUUCAAAGAAAAUCGAUUUUGUAGGCUGAGUGAAUUGGGUCUCCAUGAAAAUUAAAACCAAGAGAAAGCAACCAUCAGUUGGUAAGUUAAACCCCCAACCUAUAAAGGGAAUAUAAUAUU